This is a messenger RNA of Oreochromis niloticus (Nile tilapia), 1238 nucleotides long. Its product is annotated as major histocompatibility complex class I-related gene protein-like. The transcript is spliced from 6 exons. Gene Ontology annotation, cellular component: external side of plasma membrane. Lineage: Eukaryota; Metazoa; Chordata; Actinopteri; Cichliformes; Cichlidae. The record is from RefSeq and is a predicted model, not a curated record. Bases 21 to 1238 code for a protein of 405 amino acids. Gene Ontology annotation, biological process: immune response.
UUGUGUUAGUUAACGUGAAAAUGGAAAAAAAGAUGAAGUGUGUGCUCAUAUUACUCCUCUGCUGUCAUGUUGGAUCUCCAGUAAAACACUCCCUGAAAUAUUUCAUCACUGAAACCCCUGGAGCUCAGAGCAUCCCAGAGUUUGUUGCUGUUGCAUUUGUUGAUGAAGUUCAGAUAGGUGACUUCAACAGUGUAAGAGGAGCAAAACCAAAGAAAGACUGGAUUAAAUUCUUUGAGGAUCAUCCUGAGCACCUGGAGUGGUAUAGUUUACAGUCUCAUGAAAGUCAUCACUUCUUGAAGGCUACCAUUGAGACUUUGAGGCAACGUUUAAACCAAACUGAUGGUGUUCAUAUUUUGCAAAAGUUGGAUGGCUGUGAAUGGGAUGAUGAGACUGGAGAGGUUAAUGGGUUCAAUCAGUACGGUUAUGAUGGAGAAGAUUUUCUAGCAUUUGACCUGCAGACAAUGACAUGGAUCACUGCAAAACCACAUGCUGUCACCACCAAAAUGAUAUGGGAUGCUGAUAAAGCUCGAUUGGAAUCAAAUAAAAACUUCAUAGUUCAUCAGUGCCUUGAGUUUUUAAAGAAGUAUUUGCAGAAGAGCUUUCUGCAGGCAACAGUCCUACCUUCAGUGUCUCUCCUCCAGAAGUCUUCCUCCUUUCUGAUCAGCUGCCACGCUACAGGUUUCUUCCCCAACAGAGGUAUGAUGUUCUGGAGGAAAGAUGGAGAGGAGCUUCAUGAAGGUGUGGAUCCAGGAGAGAUCCUCCCCAACAAUGAUGGGACCUUCCAGAUGAGUGUUGAUCUGAAACUUUCAUCAGUCACACCUGAAGACUGGCAGAGGUACGACUGUGUAUUUCAGCUCUCUGGUGUGAACGAGGACAUUAUCAACAAACUGGACAAAACAGUGAUCAGGACCAACUGGGAGAAGCCCACUGACGCUGUGACCUUCAUCAGUGCUGCAGUGGUUGUUCUAACUGUCACCAUCAUCACAGCUGUGGCAUUUGUAACUUACAAAAUGAAGAAAGAUUUGACAACCGUGAAAUCAGAGCUGGUCGACGUGAAAGAGACAAACUUGCUGCAAUCAGAGAUGUAUGGGAUAAAUGGGUGGAAAUUCUACCUUGUUGUACAACCCUGGUCCCCCAUCAACGUUACUAUUGAUGAGUGCCUUGUCCCAUUCAGGGGUCACUGUCGAUUCCAACAUUAUAUGCCCAACGAGGCGGCCAAGUAUGGCAUCAAAAUAUGA